UCAUGAUCUCAGGCUGGCCGCUGCAGAAGUUUGGCUUGAUGAAAGUUCAGAGCGCGGAAGUGAAGAGAAACUUUCGCAUGAAUCUCUGCAAGAGAGCGACACUUUCCGCGUUUGAGUGUGGAUAAGGAUGAUAAUGAUGAGACGGAUCCGCCAGUCUGUCUGAGGAAACACGGAGUUGCACUGUUCUGUGAGGCUUUAUUUCAGGUCUGAUUAUGGGGUUACCGACUCUAGAGUUCAGUGACUCUUUUGUGGACAGUCCGGACUUUAGAGAGAGACUCAAAUGUCACGAGAUCGAGCUGGACCGAACAAACACGUUCAUCAAAGAGCUGAUUAAAGAUGGACACCAGCUGAUCUGCGCGCUCAAGAACCUCUCGGCAGCCGUGCAGAAGUUCUCCCAGUCUUUACAGGAGUUCCAAUUUGAGUGCAUUGGUGAUGCAGAAACGGAUGAUGAAGUAAACAUUGCUCAGUCCUUCAAAGAGUUUUCCCAGCUGCUGAGCACCAUGGAAGAGGAGAGAAGGCGGCUGAUACAGAAUGCUGAUGAUGUUCUGAUCACACCCUUGGAGAGAUUCCGGAAAGAGCAGAUCGGAGCAGCCAAGAUACAGAAUGCUGAUGAUGUUCUGAUCACACCCUUGGAGAGAUUCCGGAAAGAGCAGAUCGGAGCAGCCAAGGAGGGGAAGAAGAAAUUUGACAAGGAGACGGAAAAGUACUAUUCCUCACUGGAAAAACAUCUCAACCUGUCGUACAGAAAAAAAGAAUCAGCUCUCCAAGAGGCUGAUACUCAGAUUGAUAAGGAAAGGCAACUCUUUUAUGAUGCCUCUCUAGAAUAUGUCUUCAAAAUCCAGGAGGUUCAAGAGAAGAAGAAAUUUGAAUUUGUUGAGCCGACUCGUAGCUCUCCUCAUCGGCAUUUGGGAUGCACAUGGACACGCCAUUAUUGUACAUACGAAAAAGGCUGCAACAUAUUCAGCAUGUGCAACACAGAGGCAAAACCCACAGCUAAACAGAACGGUGUCACGUCAAAUCCCACAGAGAAGUUCAGACUGAAGUCCUGUAUCAGGAGGAAGACUGACUCGAUUGAUAAGCGCUUCUGUUUUGACAUUGAGGUGGUUGAAAGGCAUGGCAUUAUCACGCUACAAGCGCUGUCUGAGUCCAACAGGAGACUCUGGCUGGAAGCUAUGGAUGGCAAAGAGCCGAUCUACAACCUUCCUGCUAUUCUGAGCAAGAAAGAGGAGACAUAUUUAAAUGAAGCUGGCUUUAAUUUUGUGAGGAAGUGUAUACAGCUGGUGGAGGUGAGAGGGCUCAACACUAUGGGUUUGUACAGAGUCGGUGGAAUAAACUCAAAAGUGCAGAAGCUCAUGACCACAGUCUUCUCACACAAAGCAGCGUCAGACAUGGAUCUGGACCCAGAUACCUGGGACAACAAAACCAUCACCAGCGGCCUCAAGAAUUACCUCAGGUGUCUUUCUGAGCCUCUCAUGACAUACAAGCUCCACUCAGACUUCCUCUUGGCUGUCAAAUCUGAUGAUCAGAACUACAGAGUGUGUGCAGUUCACGCGCUGGUGCAUAAACUACCUGACAAAAACAAAGAGAUGCUGGAGAUAUUAAUCAAACAUCUACUCAAUGUGUCCACUCACAGUGAGAGUAACAUGAUGACCGUGUCCAAUCUGGGAGUGAUCUUUGGCCCUACGCUCAUGCGCUCCCAGGAAGAAACUGUUGCUGCCAUGAUGAACAUCAAAUUCCAAAAUAUCGUGGUAGAAAUUCUCAUUGAACAUUUUGAAAAGACAUUUCAUCAAGCGCCGGACCCUAAUGUUCCCCUGCCACAGCCUCAUUCUUGUCCAGGGUCUCGCAGGAGCAGAGCCAUCUGUCUCUCAUCUGGACCACGCAAACCCAAGAGCCUCUACACACCCUCAAUGUGCCUGGCAGACGCGGACAGUGACACGUUCAGCAGUAGUUCAGGCAGCACUCCAAUCGGCAGUAUGGACUCCCUCUCCUCCCACUCCUCAGAGCAGAACAGCUCCUCCAAAACCUGCUCCUCUCCACAGCCCAAAGACAAGCCCCCCUUCCCCGGCCUGCGACAUACCCCUUCCUCCCUGUCCUCCAGCGAGCCGCAGGGCCCCACCUGCACCAGCAGUCCAGACUCCAGCUCCAGAGAGGACACGGGCCGUGUGGAUUGGGAGGACUCCUGUAGGGUGAACUCAGCCUCAGCAGCUGCCAGGUCUUCACCAGCACCCACAAAGGCUCCUCACUCUGAAGUAGGAAUCAAAUCAGCACAACUUAACCGCUCGAACGCCCCAUCUCUAAGAUCUUUACACAUCACAGAAGGUCGUAAGAGCUGUAUGGUGUCUGUGCACAAUCUAGCAUGUGUGGAGCAUAAAGACGGUACCAGAUCCACCGCCUACCACGAUCUGCCACCUAAAACGGUCCUGCGCCGAAAGCUGGACAACAGCAGCUCUACCAACGGCUAUCAGAGACCAGGAUCAGUGGUGGCUGCCAGAGCGCUGCUUUUUGAGAACCCAUCAGCUGUAAAACCUCCUCCCUUGGGAAGAGAUGCCAAAGCCAUAUAUUCAUGUGAAGCUGAACACAGCAAUGAGCUGAGCUUCCCACAGGGGGCUCACUUCUCCAACGUGUAUCCUUCAGUGGAACCAGGCUGGCUCCAGGCAACAUUUGAGGGCAAGAAAGGCCUCGUUCCUGAAAAUUACGUGGUGUUCCUCUGACAGCGUCCAACCAGAAGGGGCCAAGCAUUUCAUGGUAUCCAUGGUAACAUCAAUUUUAGACCAAGGGCUUUAACUAUAUAUCAAUGGAAUGUAAAUGGAAUUCAUGUAAGUGAAAUUAAGAGAUCAUGGAUGGUACACAAACCUCAAUGAUGCAGUACAAGGGUGAUUAAUGUCAACUGGGUUUCAAAGCUUUUGCUGAGGCUGAAAUGUUAAAAUGAACAUCAUGUGCUGCUUGAGUCUAGAUACACAAAUUCACAUACACUGAGAUCAGGAGGUGCGAUGGACUGCACUAAAUGGUCAUUUUAGGUCUACUGUACUAUGUGGUGGAAUACUGUAAUUCUGUUAAGAAAGGUCAGAAAAUAGGUCUAAAAGACAGACUUUCUUUUAUUUUAGCUCCAUGCUAACUGCCUUGAAAUAAUGGAGAAGAAUGUUAAACCUCAGCCGUAACUAUUUGAGCUGUGAAUCACUGUCAUGUUUAACUCAGUUCAGCAGAAACUCUGCUUUGUGUGUGGUUUAUUUUAUCGUGAAUGUACUUGCUUUUACUGUCAUUAGUGUUCAGAAGUCUGAGACCACAUUGUUAGGAUUUUUGAAUAUUUUAAACAGAGAAAUUAAACGGAGAAACAAAAUGAACACGAAUUUCUGCAAUAUUUCUAGAUGACUAAUAAUUAAGUUUAGGUUUUAGGUAAAUUGUGAUAUUAACCCUCUGGUCAAAUUUCCAGCUUAACACUGAAGCACAAGAUUCUCUUUGGAACAUUUUUAAAUCAUGCUGAAGAACAAGAUCAUUGGCUUUGCUUACGCAGCUUGAGUGCUGCUGACAUUAAAGGGACGAAAAAUUAUAUUUACACAUUUUCAGUUAUAAUAUUCAUAUUCAUCACAUUAUGCUGUUAAUAAAAUGCUUUGAAAGUAAAAAUGAAUAAAAAUGCCCAGCGGGCACCUUGAUAUCAU
This is a messenger RNA of Sinocyclocheilus rhinocerous, 3656 nucleotides long. RefSeq names its product rho GTPase-activating protein 42-like. Gene Ontology annotation, biological process: signal transduction. The transcript has 24 exons. The record is from RefSeq and is a predicted model, not a curated record. Gene Ontology annotation, cellular component: cytoplasm. NCBI's taxonomy places the organism in Eukaryota, Metazoa, Chordata, Actinopteri, Cypriniformes, Cyprinidae. Gene Ontology annotation, molecular function: protein binding; GTPase activator activity. Bases 213 to 2711 code for a protein of 832 amino acids.